Molecule: messenger RNA, 369 nt
Organism: Monoraphidium neglectum
Lineage: Eukaryota; Viridiplantae; Chlorophyta; Chlorophyceae; Sphaeropleales; Selenastraceae
Exons: 1
Source: RefSeq, a predicted model, not a curated record
UCCCAAGGCGGGGAGUACCCCGUGGUGGUCCUGCCCCUGCACCGCAACUUUGGGGCCGCCCUGCUCAGCCGCAUGCUGCUCUACACCGCCAUCACGCGCGCCCGCCGCCUGCUGCUGGUCGUCGGCAGCGCAGAGGCCCUCUCGCAGGCGGUGGCCCGCGGCCAGGGCGGCCGGCGGCAGACGGGUCUCGCGCAGCGCAUGGCGCGCGCGGCGGCGCAGGAGGGGCUGCCCAGCGCGGAGGCGCGCGUCUUCAGGGACGAGGGCUGGGAGGCGGGCGGGGGUGCGCCCGGGGCCGCGGCGGCGCGCGGCGGCGGCGGUAGCGGUGCGGCCUGGGGCGCCGUUGACGGUCUGGACGAGCUGGCGCGGUGA